Molecule: messenger RNA, 3893 nt
Organism: Paramuricea clavata
Lineage: Eukaryota; Metazoa; Cnidaria; Anthozoa; Malacalcyonacea; Plexauridae
Source: the annotation of a GenBank genome assembly
AUUAGCAUAUUUCCCACAAAAUUGACAGAAUUUGUCCCAUUUAUUUUUAUAAUAAGCCAAUAUUGCCUGACUGUGAAGCAAAUAUUGUCCGACUGGCUUUGUUUGCCCAACAAACUGGAGGGGUGGCCACCCCCCACCCGGUACGCCCAUGGUGUUUACAUGGUAAAAUACUGAUAAUUGCCUAGAUCUCCCCUCUUUCUGCUUGGACUGCCCGGUUGUGUAACGUUAAUUAAUAGUCACCCAGGAGAACUACUUCAUUAAAUUCCCAGAUAGCCCAGAUCUUGCUGAUGCCUAGAAACCCAUCUUGCCAGGUAAUUCCAUAUAAACAGACCCCAAAAAGGGGAGACAUAAUUACGAUUUAUUCUUUCCACUAGUAUUAGCUAUGGGUAUUUGUAAUAAUUAGACACAGGUCACACAGCUGUUAUGUUGAAAAAGUACAAUUUUGUUGUGCAUAGUUGCACGAAGUUGGGGAGUUGGUAUACUUAUACAGACACCGGCAUAUUAUCCAUGCAGUUGGUGGUACACUGGUGCAUAUAUGUAUAUUUAGGCUAUAGAGCCCAUUUACUGUGGACAUAUUAACUAUGCUUUGAUGCUGACCACUACAUGCUGUACAGCAAAACCUUGACAACAGUUCACAUAACAUUAAAACUCUGUAAACAAUGGUAGCAGUAGCUGGGGGACAAAUGAAUAAUAACACUAUGAUGUUGACAUUGAAAUUGUUGAUUAGCUAUUGCAAGAUUCUCUAAGCACUCCGAUAUCGAGCAACCAUGACCGACCAUAGGCAUGGGUCCCUACAGAGUGCAGGAGGAAUCCUGAGUGCCCUGAAAAAAAACGUGUUACUUUAUUCUGCAAGAACUGAACCCCUAUUUCUCUAUAUUUUUCAUUUCAUCUUGGUAAACAAUACAACAAUACAACAUCAAGUUCCAAUCCUUUUUGUUAGUGGAUGUACCCCUCCUGAUUUUCUAAUGCAUUAGCAAACCAAUCAAAUUCAUUUGUAAAGCAAAUUAACCAAUAGGAACGCAGAAUACCGUCUCCAAGACACUGAGCUGUACGGGGUUCGAUCAUGCCAGCGUGAAAAUAGGUUGCAUGUUUCAUUGGAUUUUUUUCGCUUUUGGUUCUAGUAUAAAGGUGAAAUAAUCCUAUUCAAGGUCAGUUUUCGUUAAUCGAGUUCACUAAGAAUAUCUUUUAAUAGUUCAACUAAUUUUAUUGCUUUCUUUGUCGCGAUAUAUAAAUAAGGUGCUAUAUGGUUUCUGAGACUGGUUGUUCGAAAGCCAAUAGCUUAUAAACCUUUGGUUAACCUAAAAUUCAAAGCAAACUUCUGUAAAACUUCCUAUAAUUUUGAGAAAUAUUGUCUGAGUCAGUGGGUGUUUUCUUUUCUGACGUUUUGAAAUAAACAGACAUCAGAUGUGCAGAAAUACAUAAACUAAAACAGAAGAUUAAAUUUGAACACAUACUGCAAAUCCAGGUUUGACUAAUCUUGUGUGUUUGUUUGCUUUGCAUAGAUGGGUGAAAAGCUGGAAGAUAGAGAACUAAACGCCCUUUGUAAGUUGUUUAUUGGUGGGCUACCUCGUGUUAUUACAGACGAAGACCUUGAAAUUUACUUCUUAAAAUUUACCCCGGAUGAGUCGCUGAACGACUGCAUUGUUAUUAAAAACAAGGAGGACAAACAGUCUCGAGGAUUUGGUUUUGUUACUUACAACCGACUUGCCGAUGCCGACAACUGCUUAGCAAGUGGACCACAUAAUAUUGGUGGUAAGGAUGUCGAAGUGAAGCAUGCUAUACCAAGGGAUGAAAAACUGCCUGCAAAUCAUAUUCGUACCAACAAGAUUUUUGUAGGUGGGCUUACUAAGGAAACUACUGAAGAAGAUAUUAGUGAAGCUGUACAGAACCAUGUGCUUGCGUGUGGCAAGAGCCUUAAUGCCGAAGUUACAAAGGUGGAGAUUAUUAAAACGAAAAAGGAAGACGGUGUUGACCCACCAGUUUCACGUGGGUUUGCCUUCCUUGACAUGGCAACCAAUGCAGAUGCUGAUAAAGUUGUGAUUGUAAAACAUUUUAAAAUCAACGGGAAACAAGUAGAAUUAAAGAAAGCUGCGCCUAAAGGGGGAGCUGGUAGUGGAAGAGGUGGUGGACGUGGUGGUGGUGGUAGGGGUUCUGGACAGUUUGGUGGUGUCAGUGGUGGUUGGGGUGCUGGUGCCUAUAAUGGUGGUCUCUACAAUGCAGUUGGGUUUGGUUUUAGUGGUGGAUAUGGCUAUGGUGAUGGUGCUGGUUAUGGUGGAUACAGAGGUGGUUACAGUGGUGGCUAUGGAGAUAGUAGUGGUAUGUUUGGUCAAUAUUCCCAGCAGUCUUCUGGAUUUGGACCAUCUCAUGGUGGACGAACUCGAGGACGUGGACGUGGCAAUGCACCAUACUGAAACAUGUUUUAUGUAAGUAUUUAGACCUUCAUCUUUAGAGUUACCGGGAAGAAAGGAUUGGGAAGCAUGUGUGAGUAAAUGCAUGAUUAUUGACAUACAAAGGCUAAAACAUAGGUAGACUGUUUUUUAGCAAAAGUUCUUUUCUGAUAAAAGUUCUUUCCUUUGGGAUUGUCAACAAAUAGAUCUUAUGUACGUGAAGACAGAUUUGUUCUGCAAUUGUUUUGACCCUGUCCCCUAUCACACUUUUUAAAUCCGAAUUAUUAAAGGGGAAGUCAAGUCCGUUCUGCGCAUCGGUUCUGCGCAUAACAAUAGAGGGCCCUCUGAGGUAAACAUUGCCCAAAUUUUGAAUGUUUCGAAUUUUUCUGAACACAAACUCUACUUCAUAUUCAUGUAGAAGCAUAACGAACCAAAAUGGUGUUAGAUAUUCAGACAGUACAUCAUAUUUUAAAAAAUACAGCAGUUCAAAAUGUAAACAAACCGUUUGUUUACAUUACGGACUUGACUUCCCCUUUAACUCGUUGAGCCGCAAUGCGCCCUACUUUUUUUUUACUUGUCCAACACCAGACGAUUUUACUCGUUAAUUAAUGGGGAAGCUCUGCAGCUUAAUGGGUUAACAAAAAAAUCUGACAAUGUCUCUAGUUAACCUAUUGAGCCGCAGUUUAUUUAUUUUUACUUGUCCAACGUGACACAAUUUUACUCGUCAAUGGGGAAGCUCUGCAGCUUAAUGGGUUAAAUAAUUGUGGAUUCUGAGCCAACACCCCAUCCCACCCCACCUGUGUGAACAAAGAUAAAAUGUAUUUGUCAACAGUCCCACACCAUUCAUUGUUGUGAACUUUAUACACAAUUCCUCCUAACUGUUGCAUACCAUUUUGCUUCUCCAGUAACAUUCUUGCUUUUUGGUAGAGUCUGCAUUAUAUUUCUGUUUCAUUGCUUUAGGUUACGUUAUCUUCUUGAGAUGUUGGUUAAGGUUGCAGUGAUUGGUUAAGCGUUUACAGUAGUCUCAAGACAAUUGUAUCUACAGUACCAUUAGCUUAAAGACUGAAUAAUUAAAAGUUGAAGCAAACACAAGAUUUAGCCGUUUGAUGCAGAACUAGAACUGUCUGAAGGCCAUUUUCCAUUGCAGUUGCUCUGCCCGUGCGGGUGGAGCGAAAUUACUCGACUUUCUCUGUAGUUGCCUAACCUGUGCAUUUUUUGUCCGCCUGAAUGCUCGCGGACACGCCAUGAAAGUAGAACUACAUUCAACUUUCUUGGCGUGCCCGGGCGACUGAUUUUUCACAUGAUUAAAAUUGGUCGCUCCGCAUGGCAAAGCGACUGCAAUGGAAAAUGGCCUUAAGAUGAAGGAUUUCAUAACAAGGAUGAACAUAGCCAUUUCAUUGUAGUUGUUAAACUUGUAUACCUUUCAUUUUAAGAUAAUUUUACCUAUCUUGUUAAAGCUAUUACCAUUAAAUUUUGAUUAAUAAAGCCCAAUAUUUUUAACCUAAG